Messenger RNA from Orussus abietinus, 1035 nucleotides. Its product is annotated as alpha-ketoglutarate-dependent dioxygenase alkB homolog 7, mitochondrial. The transcript has 4 exons. NCBI's taxonomy places the organism in Eukaryota, Metazoa, Arthropoda, Insecta, Hymenoptera, Orussidae. Bases 186 to 869 code for a protein of 227 amino acids. Gene Ontology annotation, biological process: fatty acid metabolic process; DNA damage response. Gene Ontology annotation, cellular component: mitochondrial matrix. The record is from RefSeq and is a predicted model, not a curated record.
UUGUAUAACCAACUAAAAUUGUAGUCAAUUGUAGUCUUCUGCUUGUUAAUUAUUGAAGAAACUACCUGCGCUAUUAUUAAUGUUAAAACGGUCUUUUGACGUAGUACAAGUGAGCCAAUGAAUUAACUUAUUGAUUUUGAGGUUAACCUAAAUUUAUAGAAUUUUGUAGUAGCCCAACUUGAAGUAUGUUGAGAAGAAAACCACUGUGGACGAAAAGUUUAAUAGGAAAAGUAAUUGAAUUUACUAAACGCAAUGCAUCCUCAGUUGCAUCUGUUGGCACGGGCGAAGAGAUUGAAAAAAACUGGAGAAGCGAAUUAAAACAUACAAUGAGGAUACAUCUUGAUUUUAUUUCACCAGAGGAGGAAGAGUCGUUAUUUCAGGAAGUGGAACCGUACAUGAAACGUCUUCGAUACGAGUUCGAUCAUUGGGAUGAUGCAAUUCAUGGUUAUCGUGAAACUGAACGUGCUAAAUGGAAUGCGGACAAUGUCAAGAUCAUCGAAAGAGUAAGAAAAGUAGCUUUUCCACCCAACAUGCCUCAACUUGGAUUAGUACACGUCUUGGAUUUGGCAGCCGAUGGACAAAUAAAACCUCACGUCGAUAGCACAAGGUUUUGUGGUGACAUUAUUGCUGGUAUUAGUUUACUGAGUGAUUGCGUGAUGAGGCUUACAAUGGUCGGGCAUGAAGAAAAAUGUAGAGAAGACUUUCUUUUACCAAGGAGAUCUAUGUACAUAAUGAGUGGAUUAGCGAGACAGAAGUUUAACCAUGAAGUAUUGGGGCCUAAAGAUUCAAUGUUCGAUGGAAAAGAAGUACCUCGAUCUCGACGUAUAUCCAUAAUAUGUAGAAGUGAACCGGACAGUGAAACCAGCUAGUACAGUUUAGUCGAGUACAAGGGUUUCUGUAAAUAAUGUAAAAUUGACUUGUACAGUAGACUAAGAGCUGUGUCGAGAUGUAUAUAAAUUGUUGCAUGUAAUUCGUGUAUUACACACCAAUUUAUUCGCGCAGCACAUGGCGAAUAAAGUAAUAUACAGAAUUUUA